AUGCAGACUGCUUCUGCAAACAUUUGUGAAAGAAUGGAUCGCUCUCAGGAGCUCAGUGACGCCAAGCGUGGUACAGUGAUAAGUUGUCACCUGUGCAAUAAGUCCAUCCGUGACAUUUCCUUGCUGCUAAAUAUUCCACGGUCACCUGUUAGUGGUAUUAUAACAAAGUGGGAGCAACUGGGAACAACAGCAACUCAUCCACCAAGUGAGCGGGGUCAGCGCAUGCUGAAGCACACAGUGCGCAGAAGUCGCUGUCUGCAGUCAAUAGCUAAGGACCUCCAAACUUGGUGUGGCCUUCAGAUCAUCACAACAGUACGUAGAGAGUUUCAUGGAAUGGGUUUCCAUGGC
Molecule: messenger RNA, 348 nt
Organism: Staurois parvus
Lineage: Eukaryota; Metazoa; Chordata; Amphibia; Anura; Ranidae
Source: the annotation of a GenBank genome assembly